Puma concolor (puma) is the source of this 1919-nucleotide messenger RNA. It is a transcript of the gene KRT9, whose product is annotated as keratin 9. Gene Ontology annotation, cellular component: cytoskeleton. Gene Ontology annotation, molecular function: structural molecule activity. Gene Ontology annotation, biological process: intermediate filament organization; epithelial cell differentiation. The record is from RefSeq and is a predicted model, not a curated record. NCBI's taxonomy places the organism in Eukaryota, Metazoa, Chordata, Mammalia, Carnivora, Felidae.
AUGAGUUGCAGACAAUUCUCCUCCUCUUACCGGAGCCAAGGCAGCUCCAGGGGCGGCGGGGGCAGCAUGAUGUCCUCGUUCGGUCGCGUCAGCUCCUCAGGGGCCGCUGGAGGAGGGGGCCGAUUCAGCUCUUCCAGUAGCUACGGAGGGGGGCGCUCCGGGGCCUGUGGGAGGGGAGGUGGUGGCAGUUUUGGCUCCAGCUACGGUGGAGGAUCUGGGGGUGGUUUUAGUGCUGGUAGCUUCGGUGGAGGUUCCAGGCGCUUCGGUGGUGUGUCUGGAGGGGGCUUUGGGGGUGGAUCUGGAGGAGGCUUUGGAGGCUCUGGGGGCUUUGGGGGUGGAUCUGGAGGAGGCUUUGGAGGCUUUGGGGGCUUUGGGGGUGGAUCUGGAGGAGGCUUUGGUUUUGGUGGCGGUUCUGCAGGAGGCUUUGGGGGAUCUGGGGGCUUUGGCGGUGACUUUGAUGGUGGUGCUGGUGGUAUUCUGGGCGCUGAUGAGAAGACCACCAUGCAGAACCUCAAUUUCCGGCUGGCCUCCUACUUGGAAAAGGUGCAGGCACUAGAGGAAGACAACAAUAAACUGGAGGGUAAGAUCCGGGAGUGGUAUAACAAGCAGGGACCCAUGGCCUUCCAAAAGGAUUACUCCCCCUACUAUGACACCAUCGAAGACCUCAAGAACCAGAUUCUGGACACCACAGUGGGCAACCAUAAGACUCUCCUGGAUCUUGACAACAUUCGCAUGACAUUGGAUGACUUCAGGAUGAAGUAUGAGAUGGAAAGCACCCUGCGACAAGGAGUGGAGGCUGACAUCAAUGGCUUGCGGAAGGUGCUGGAUGAUCUGACCAUGCAAAAGUCUGACCUGGAAAUGCAGUAUGAGUCUCUGCAGGAGGAACUGAUUUUCCUCAAGAAGAAUCAUGAGGAUGAGAUGAAUCAGCUGACUGGGCAGAACUCUGGGGAUGUCAACGUGGAGAUGAAUGCUGCUCCUGGCAAAGAUCUCACCAAGAUCCUCAAUGACAUGCGCGAGCAGUAUGAGAGGAUCAGUGCUAAGAACCGUAGGGACAUUGAAGAGCAAUAUGAGACUCAGAUGAGCCAGAUGGAGCAGGAAGUGACGAAUAGUGGCCGGGAGAUGGAGUCCAGCAACAAGGAGGUGACCCAGCUCCGGCACAGCAUCCAGGAGAUGGAGAUUGAGCUGCAGUCUCAGCUCAGCAAGAAAUUGGCCCUGGAGAAGUCCUUGGAAGACACCAAGAACCGCUACUGUGGCCAGCUGCAGCAGUUGCAGGAGCAGAUCAGUAACCUGGAGGCUCAGCUCACUGAGAUCCGGGGAGAGAUUGAGUGCCAGAAUCAGGAAUACAGCGUUCUGCUCAACAUCAAGACACGGCUGGAGCAGGAAAUUGCGACUUACCGCAGCCUCCUUGAGGGUGGCCAGGAGGACUUUGAAUCUCAUGAAUCUGGACAAAGGUGCUCUGGAGGUGGCAGAGGAAGUGGAUAUCACGGUGGAAGUGGAGGCAGUCAUGGAAGAGGAUCCUGGGGAGGAAGUGGAGGUAGCCAUGGAAGAGGAAGUGGAGGCAGCUAUGGAGGAAGAGGUAGUUCUGGAGGAGGAAUUGGAGGUAGCCACGGAGGAGGAAGUGGUGGCAGCUAUGGUGGAGGAAGUAGUUCUGGAGGAGGAAGUGGAGGCAGGAGAGGAAGUGGUGGCAGCUGUGAAGAAGGAAGUGGAUCUGGAGGAGGAAGUGGUGGCAGCUACGGAGGAGGAAGUGGAUCUGGAGGAGGAAGUGGCGGCAGCUACGGAGGAGGAAGUGGAUCUGGAGGAGGAAGUGGCGGCAGCUACGGAGGAGGAAGUGGAAGAUCAUCUCAGUCCCAGUCCUCUUCCUCAAAAUCUGGUGAAUGUGAUGAUACACAAGGCUAUCAGAUUCGAUACUAGAGCUCCUG